UCUGUGCUCUGUUGACGUAUAUGGUUAGAAACGUUGUGCAAGAAAAUACAAUAAAUUUCACGACGUUGUUGCAGAAAUUUGAGGAUUUUGUAAUUUUAUCCAUACAAGACAUUGAUAACUGAGGAUGUCGAAAGUAUUGGAUGAGGAAUUGAAGCAAGCCUUCUCGAAGUUGCACGAGAAGAUGGUAGAUACUAAGCAAAAAUUGAAGUUGGCCGAUAUACAAAUCGAGAAAUUACGGCGUACGAAGCAGCGGGCAGAACUCACCACAAAGGAAAUCAGCAGCUUACCUGAGGAUACAAGAAUGUAUGAGUCUGUCGGUCGAAUGUUCCUUCUAGAUAAUAUGAACAACAUUAAGGGAAAUCUGGAUAGUAGAAUAAAAACGUCCGAUGAGAAGAUCAAGACGCUAGAGAAUAACAAAACGUAUCUACAGCGGAAUUUGAAGGAGAGCGAAAAUGAAAUCAGAGAAAUGAUUCAGCAAAAGCAGAGCAAGGAGACUUCGGGUUAAAUGAGAUUUGCGCAUCAAUGUGUGAAUGUGCUAUUUCAGUUUUUUCUCAUCAAUCAUAUCUUUUGAACCUUUCGGAUUAUUAUU
Molecule: messenger RNA, 589 nt
Organism: Mycetomoellerius zeteki
Lineage: Eukaryota; Metazoa; Arthropoda; Insecta; Hymenoptera; Formicidae
Gene: Pfdn1
Product: prefoldin 1
Exons: 2
Coding region: 125-505 (126 amino acids)
Biological process (GO): protein folding
Cellular component (GO): prefoldin complex; cytoplasm
Molecular function (GO): protein folding chaperone
Source: RefSeq, a predicted model, not a curated record